Molecule: messenger RNA, 2702 nt
Organism: Raphanus sativus (radish)
Lineage: Eukaryota; Viridiplantae; Streptophyta; Magnoliopsida; Brassicales; Brassicaceae
Product: lon protease homolog 4, chloroplastic/mitochondrial-like
Exons: 17
Coding region: 37-2574 (845 amino acids)
Biological process (GO): protein catabolic process; chaperone-mediated protein complex assembly; proteolysis
Cellular component (GO): mitochondrial matrix
Molecular function (GO): ATP-dependent peptidase activity; ATP hydrolysis activity; serine-type endopeptidase activity
Source: RefSeq, a predicted model, not a curated record
AACCCUAAAUUUUCUGAAAUAUCCUCUCUCUCUCUCAUGCUGAAGCCCUACACUCCCCACCACAUGACUCUGCCAAUUAGGGUCGGGUCUAGCCCGGCUAAUAGGAAUUUACUCCUCCUCGAGGCAUGGAGUCAGCAAACCCGCUGGAACCGGAGUUCCCAUGAAUUUGCUCGUCGAGCUUUCUUCCCGACACUAACCAAUUCAAAGCCUACCGUGUCGUGUUCAGCGACUGUCUCUGCUAAACCUGGCCUCGACGAUUGUCUAACGGUUUUAGCAUUAUUGCCAUUGCCACCCGAACCUCUUAUUCCUGGUUUUUACAUGCCACUCUAUGUAGAGGAUCCUAAAGUACUUGCAGCUUUACAAGAGAGCAAAAGCGGAGAAACUCCAUAUGCAGGGGCUUUCCUUUCGAAGGAUGACAAAGACCCUUCACCUGUGAUUCACCAAGUUGGCACACUAGCUCAGAUUAUAAGUAUCCAAGGUGAGCAAGUUAUCAUUAUUGGUCGCGGACGAAUUCAAAUAACAGAGACGGUGAGUAACGAUCAUCCUCUAACUGUCAAAACUCAUCAUCUAAAGGAUAAGCCAUAUGACAAGGACGAUGAGGUCAUCAAGGCAACAUACUUUGAGGUUAUUUCUAUGCUUGGGGACGUUUUAAAGACGACACCACACUGGAGGGAGCAAGUUCAGAAAUAUUCACAGGAUAAUAUAGGUGACUCCAACUACCGAAAGUUGGCCAAGUUUUUACUAAAAAAAAGAAGUAAGUUAACCGAUUCUAGGGCUGGGAUCUUUGAGGCUAUCGACUUCAAUUAUUCAAAGUUAGCCGAUUUUGGAGCCGGUAUCUCUGGCGCUAACGAACUUAAACUUCAGGAGGUUCUUGAAGAAUUGGAUGUUCAUAAGCGUCUGGACUUGACUCUGGAAUUGGAAUCCACAUCAGAAACUGAUGAAGACGAGAAGGAGGCUGAAACGUUUAGGAAAAGGAUUGAACCUAUUAAAGAGAAAAUUCCGAAACAUGUAUUAAAAGUCAUAGAAGAACAGUUUGCGAAGUUUGAUAGGAUAAGGCGCAAUUACGGUAGCACAGAUGAUAUCUAUGACUACCUUGAUUUGUUGACCUCGUUGCCUUGGGGGAAAUGCAGUGAUGAGAAUUUUGAUGUCCUACGGGCAGAAAAGAUUCUUGACGAGGAUCAUUACGGAUUACGUGAUGUAAAAGAAAGAAUACUAGAGUUUAUUGCUGUGGGAACACUUACAGGCAAUCCAAACGGGAAGAUCAUUUGUCUCUCUGGCCCUCCUGGGGUAGGAAAAACUAGUAUUGCUCGUUCUGUCGCACGUGCUCUUGGCCGCAAGUUCUUUCGGCUAGCUGUUGGAGGACUAUCUGAUAGUUCCGAGAUUAAGGGUGACCGUUCAGUAUGCAUUGGUUCCAAGCCCGGAAAGAUGGUGCAAUGUCUAAAGCAAGUGGGAACAGAGAAUCCUCUUGUUCUGCUCGAUGAGAUUGAUAAGCUUGGAAAGUGUAGUAAAUACGAUCCAGAGGGUGCGUUGUUGGAGCUUCUAGAUCCAGAGCAAAAUUCACACUUUCUAGAUUACUUUCUUGAUGUUACUAUCGACUUAUCAAAGGUUUUGUUUGUAUGCACAGCAAAUGAUACAGAUAAGAUUUCGGGUCCACUGAUAGAUAGAAUGGAGGUUAUAAAACUGGCAGGGUACACUACCGAUGAGAAAAUGCAUAUUGCUAGAGACUAUCUGGUGAAAACUGUCAGUGAAAAAUGUGGUAUUAAGCCUGAAAAGAUUGAUGUGAGCGACGCGGCUCUUCUUUCCUUGAUAGAGAACUACUGCAGAGAAGCAGGAGUUCGAAAUCUCCAGAAGCAGAUUGAGAAAAUUUUUCGUAAGAUUGCUCUUAAACUUGUGCGCCAACGAGCAAAGACCAAGAAAACCAGAGGGGUAGCUGAAAAGUUUAUGAUUGAGGAAACAAACCUUGCAGAUUAUAUAGGCAAACCGGUUUUCCUAGGAGAGAAGAUCUAUGAGCAGACACCAGUCGGGGUUGUAAUGGGUCUAGCUUGGACAUCCAUGGGCGGUUCAACAUUGUACAUAGAGACAACCUUUGUUGAAGAAAGUGAAGGCAAAGGUGGUCUUCAUAUAACGGGCCACCUUGGUAAUGUGAUGAAAGAAAGCGCAGAGAUAGCUCACACAGUUGCCAGAAGAAUAAUGUUUGAUAAAGAUCCCAAGAACCUCUUCUUUCCGAACUCCAAGCUUCAUUUACAUGUUCCUCAAGGAGCCACACCAAAAGACGGUCCAAGCGCAGGCUGCGCAAUGAUCACUUCCUUGCUGUCACUUGCCAUGAAGAAGCCUGUAAGAAAGGAUCUUGCAAUGACCGGAGAAGUCACUCUGACCGGUAGGAUUCUUCCAAUUGGCGGUCUUAAGGAGAAGACUAUGGCUGCAAGGCGGAGUCAAGUGAAGGUGAUAAUAUUCCCAGAGGCUAACCGGAGAGAUUUUGAGGAUCUUGAGGAAAGUGUUAAAGAAGGACUCAAUGUUCAUUUCGUUGAUGUUUAUGAACAGAUCUUCGAGCUAGCCUUUGGCUAUGACCAAUAGAAGACAGUUCCACAAAUCACUUUCACUUGGGAUCAUCCUCUUUUGUUGUUUUUUCUUAUCAAAAAAAAAAAAAAACUGAUCUUCUAUAGACUGAUCUUUUGUUGUUUUUACUAUAUAUACUAUUGAUA